AUGACGGUUCAAAACAUUUUGGAAUUGGUAUUCGAUGAUUACGGCGGCUGGGCGUUCCUCCAGCUAGGCCAGGGCCACCGAUACUUCCUCCAACAAAUGCAGCAACAGCAUCUCUUAACUAUACCGCAACAUCAACAGGCUAUCGAGUAUCCCCAAAAAGUAGCGACGCCAAUGAUGGGCCAGGCCCAAAGUCAGGACAUCAUAGAGCGCCAAAAGGGAGCCAAGAUUGCCGAUAAACAGCAAGCAUCGUCGGAUCUAGACAAACACGAGAGGUUUCUGGACAGGUUCAACGCGGAAAAUGAGCAUAACGAGAAAAUGAAGAACAGGUAUGCCGACGAGUUAGCACUCAAGGCAAGGGUGGAGCUAGAAGCUGAGAAGAAUAAAGCUAUUGAAAUGGAGAAAGAGAGCGCUCGUAAGCUCGAAGAGGCACGACAAAGACUUGAGAAGACUAGAAUCGAAAACGAGAGGAAAGAAGAUAUGCUAAUGCGCACGGAUGAAGCAGUGAGCAGGGCAGACGAACUACAGCAUCAAGCGCGUGAGAUGAUGCAGAAAGCAGAACAGGAGAAACGUGAUUCGGAAAGAAGAAUUGAAGAAAGGCGUCGGGAAGCAGCUGCGAAGAGGGCACAGGGCAGGCAGCCAUCGUACAAUGACUCCAAAAGUCGGACCAAUGAGUGGGAAAUAAGAAGUUUUAGCUAUGAGGACAUCCAGAUGCGCCGGGGUUCCACCGAUAGGACAUUCGAGAGAGGGUAUGGGGAGCGUGGGUUACUCGAGGGGAAAGAUAAACAGGAGGGUCACUGGCAUUUUGAUGAAGAUGACAUGCCAGAUGACAAUCACAGACAGCAAAAGCUACUAGAGAACACAGAAACCCAGGGGUCUGUUGCCACUCUACCAAAGCACAUCAUCUCUGACAGCGAUGACGAUGAUUCCGAUAGCGACGAAGAAAAGAGGCAAGAUCCAUACAAGCUUAUUGGUCUACCCGACAGAGAGCGAACACCGGUAAAAGAUAUUGAAACCACUCAAAGGGUACUGAACAGAAUCCAUCAGACUUCUGUUGACAAUGCUACCGAGGAAGCUACGAGGAAGCACGCAGAGAAACGUUUGGUCGAGAUAAAGUGGGCAGCGAACAUACUCUUGGACGACAUGAAUAAGAGAGCUUACGACGAGGACGGUUCCAUAUAUCCCCACGAACAAAAAAGCUGGAAGAAGAAGAAUGGUUUCGGCGGUGGUAGUGGUGAGAUGCUGAAGUGUAUAUUUGGUGACAAGCUGAAGUACUAG
Alternaria postmessia is the source of this 1275-nucleotide messenger RNA. RefSeq lists its product as uncharacterized. The record is from RefSeq and is a predicted model, not a curated record. The transcript is spliced from 3 exons. Bases 1 to 1275 code for a protein of 424 amino acids. NCBI's taxonomy places the organism in Eukaryota, Fungi, Ascomycota, Dothideomycetes, Pleosporales, Pleosporaceae.